UAUCAAAUUGAGAUAAAGACAAAAAGUAUUUAAAAGUCCACUCGUCUACAACUCGAGGAGUAAAGCGAAAAUGUUCCGUGCUGUAAGAUUAAUUUUCCUGGCUUUCGUUUUGACUAUGCUUGUCGGUAGCAAUGAAAUCUCUCGACAUGAAGCCAGAAAAAUACCUGACGACUUACUUUUUGGAGCUGCUACGGCAUCCUACCAAAUAGAAGGAGCUUGGAAUGAAGAUGGUAAAUCAGAAAAUAUUUGGGAUCGAUUGACACACCUAGAACCUUGUUAUAUACACAACUGUGACACGGGAGAUAUCGCUGCUGAUUCCUAUCAUCAAUAUAAGCGAGAUGUGGAAAUGAUGCGGGAACUAGGUCUCGACUUUUAUAGGUUCUCUCUCUCCUGGACGAGAAUAUUACCAACGAGUUUUCCAGACCAAAUUAAUGAAAAAGGAAUCCAAUAUUAUAAUAAUUUGAUAAAUGAGAUGCUCAAAUACAACAUACAACCCAUGGUGACUCUUUAUCAUUGGGAUUUACCUCAGAAGUUGCAAGAUCUGGGAGGGUGGGCAAAUCCCCAUAUCGUUGAUUGGUUUACCGAUUAUGCCAAAGUAGUUUUCGAGUUAUUUGGAGACAGGGUUAAGUACUGGACAACUGUCAAUGAACCUAAACAUGUUUGUCAUCAAACAACCCCACAACUAUCACUAGAUCCAUCUGAUAGUGUUUCUUCACAUUUUCAUUACAUGUGUGCCAAAAAUCUGCUAGUAGCACAUGCUAACGUCUACCAUUUGUAUAAUAAUAAAUUUCGUGAAGUCCAAGGUGGUCAAGUCGGUAUAACAAUAAGUGCCGCGUGGGCUGAAGCUGAGUCUGAAAAUGACAUGAAAGCUGCUGAAGAUGCCAUGCAAUUUGAGAUGGGUCUUUUUGCAAAUCCAAUAUUUUCGGAAUCUGGAGACUAUCCAUCAGUCAUGAAAGAAAGAAUAGCAGCAAAGAGUAAGGAACAAGGAUUUCCGAGAUCACGAUUACCACAAUUCACUCCGGAGGAAGUAGAUUUAAUAAAAGGAAGCUCGGACUUCAUUGGAUUAAAUCAUUAUUCUACUAACAUUGUUUAUAGAAACGAAUCUGUCUAUGGAAGUUACAGUUCUCCAUCACUUGAAGAUGAUGUGGAAGUUUUAAGUUAUCAAGAUAGUUCAUGGGACUCAGGUGCUUCAUUGUGGUUGAAGCGUGUACCCUGGGGAUUUUAUAAAUUAUUAACAAAAAUACGAGAGGACUACAACAACCCGCCAGUUUUCAUCACUGAGAAUGGAUUCUCAACCCGGGGUGGUCUAAUUGAUGACGACCGCAUAAAGUAUUACAGAACAUACAUUGACGCUAUGCUCGAUGCUAUUGAAGAUGGAUCAGAUAUAAGAGUUUAUACAGCGUGGAGUUUGAUGGACAAUUUCGAAUGGAUGCAGGGAUACAGCGAACGUUUCGGACUGUACGAGGUGGACUACGAGAGUCCUGAACGCACCCGAACUCCUCGCAAGUCUGCUUACGUGUACAAAGAGAUGCUGCGCACUCGAACACUGGACUAUCAUUAUGAACCUGACAUGAGCUUGGGAAUGAAUGUCGAUGAAAUCUAAAUAAAUUAAAAUAGGAGUAGAAAGUGUUAAACAAUUAAACAGAUUUACAAACUGAUU
This is a messenger RNA of Danaus plexippus (monarch butterfly), 1660 nucleotides long. RefSeq names its product myrosinase 1-like. Gene Ontology annotation, biological process: carbohydrate metabolic process. Bases 71 to 1603 code for a protein of 510 amino acids. Gene Ontology annotation, molecular function: beta-glucosidase activity. The record is from RefSeq and is a predicted model, not a curated record. The transcript has 6 exons. NCBI's taxonomy places the organism in Eukaryota, Metazoa, Arthropoda, Insecta, Lepidoptera, Nymphalidae.